AUAAGGAAAACGUGGUUAGGUCACGUUUUAGUGCCAUCGAAUAAGUUACUAUACUAAAAUGAAGAUGUGGACAUGUGUGCUUGUAUGUUUAAUGGCAUAUAUACAAUACGCAUUAUCGAAUGACUGCUCCCAUGCUAAUAUAGAGAACGAUCUUCAGUUGUGUUUGGAUGGUAUAUGGAACAAGGCUAACGACAAGAGUGCAUUCUGGUAUGGAAGUAAUUGGCAGAGUAUUUGUGGAUAUAACCCAUUUGCUGCACCGUACUGUACAGUCAUACAACAGCCUUAUACACCGCAUAGUCUACUUAACACAGUGUAUGGAUUAAACUGGAAUUUGACCGUGAAUCCACUGAAACAGUACCUAGAUAUAACGUAUCAAACACCCACAGGAUCAUACCCUAGCUGUGGAAAUAAAUACACGGUGACUGAAUCAAAGACAUUUGAACUACAACCUUUACUGUCCAAAAACAUUCACCCAUGGGAAGCACGAAAUAUUCCAACAAUAACUUGGACGGCUUUACCGAAUAAAUUGUAUACAUUGUACAUUUUUGAUACUGGCUCCUUCAUAGCACAUGGAAUUUAUAUCAAUAUAAAUCAGAAUGACAUACAGAAUGCCGAGGCUAUCAUACCUUACCAUGGACCUAAAAAUCCAACUGUAAGAGAAAAUGCCUAUGUGUUCCUGUUAUUCGAACAAAAAAAUCGAAUUGUUUUAACCAACGAAUGGAAUCAAAAACUGAGGCAGACAAUGGUAACUGCGGCCUAUAACACUACAGACGCAUUUCAGGAGCUUGAUCUAACAGGACCUAUAGCGAUGAAUUGGUUAACAGCUGUAAAAGAUCCCUAUUCUGUCCAGUAUUUUGUCAACGUCGGUCUCAUUAACAACUGUCCUAACAUGGUAACUGAAGCUUUGAAAAAGAAGAAAAUAAGUUUUAUACCAGAUGAUGUUGACUUGUCCAUGUCAUUAGACAUCAAUCUUCACACGACAGCUUUAAAUUUUGAUUCAUGUUGCACAAGUUAUAGAUAUCAAGAACAUACAGCAAAACUGAAUCCUAUUGGAGAUGGCUAUAUCAGUCCAGCUCACGCCAGAAGUGAGGCAACGUUAACUAUGACUCUUCUGAGAGAGGGCUUACUCUUCAUACCAUCAGGAAAAACAGAUGUACGUUAUACUUUACUAUGUGUCGACAUAUCUGUUCCAUACCCAGCAGCUGGAACUCCUGAUCUACCUCUUCUGCAUAUGCUCGUUACUAAUAUCAACGGAAGUGACAUUGCAUCUGGAGACAUAAUCCGAUCGUACCUAGGUCCAGCACCCCCUGAUUAUGUAAACCACACCUACAUCUUUUUGUUGUAUACACAGACUUCAAUGCUAAACACAAUUGAAACUCAAUCCUAUCUAACACAAGGGUGUUCUGCUGGAAUAGAUGGUCGGUGUUUAUUCAACGUAACACGCUUUGUUGAUGGUGCCAAAUUGAAUCUUGUUGGUUCCACGUGGUUUCAAGCAACAACUGAUGAAUACAUCCGGUAUACGUAUGUUAACAGAGGACAGGAUCCUGAUAGUGUAUGCAACAAUAUAAAUGGUUACGCUAAUCCAUGUCCCGUUGCAUUAUCGAAUGACUGCUCACCUGCUAAUAUAAAGAACGGUCUUCAGUUUUGUUUGGAUGGUAUAUGGAACAAGGCUAACGACAAGAAUGCAUUCUGGUUUGGCAAUAAUUGGCAGAGUAUUUGUGGAUUAAAUCCAUUUGCCGCACCUUUCUGUACCGUCAUAAAACAGCCGUAUACACCACACAGUCUACUUAACACAAUGUAUGGAUUAAACUGGAAUUUGACUGUGAAUCCACUGAAGCAAUACCUAUAUAUAACGUAUCAAACACCGACAGGGUCAUACCCAAGCUGUGGAAAUACAUACAAGGUGACAGAAUCAAAGACGUUCGAACUACAACCUUUACUAUCCAAAAACACUCGCCCAUGGGAUGUACAGACUUUUCCAACAAUAACUUGGACGGCUUUACCGAAUAAAUUGUAUACAUUGUUCAUUUUUGACGCUGGCGCCUAUAUAAAUCAUGGAGUUUUUAUCAAUAUAAAUCAAAAUGAUAUACAAAAUGCGGAGGUUAUCAAACCUUACAGCAACCCUAAAAAUCCAACAAUAAGAGAACAACCUUACGUGUUCUUGUUAUUCGAACAAGCAGAUCGAAUUGUUUUAACCGACGAAUGGCAUCAAAAACUGAACCAGUCAAUGGUAACAGAGGCCUUCAAUUAUACAGACGUAUUUCAGGAGCUUAAUCUAACAGGACCCAUAGCGAUGAAUUGGUUACAAGCUGUUGGAGAUCCCUAUUCUAUACAGUUUUGGGUCAAUAUUAAUUUAAUUAACAACUGUCCUAAUAUGGUGACUGAAGCUUUGAAAAAGAAGAAUAUAAGUUUUAUACCAGAUGAUGUUGACUUGUCCAUGUCAUUAUACAUCAAUCUUCACACGACAGAUUUAAAUUUUGAAUCGUGUUGCACUAGUUAUAGAUAUCAGGAGCAUACCGCAAAACUGAAUCCCAUUGGAGAUGGCUAUAUUAGUCCAGCUCACGCGAGAAGUGAGGCAUCAUUAACUAUGACACUUCAGAGAGAGGGCUUACUCUACAUACCAUCAUGGAAAACGGAUAUUCGUUAUACAUUGCUAUGUGUCGACAUAUCUGUUCCAUCCCCAGCAGCUGGAACUCCUGACUUACCUCUACUGCACAUGCUCGUUACUAAUAUCAACGGAAGUGACGUUCAAUCUGGAGAUAUCAUCCGAACAUACCUAGGUCCAGCACCUCCUGAUUAUGUAAACCACACCUACAUCUUUUUGUUAUAUACACAGAGUUCAAUGCUCAAAGAAAACGAAACUAAAUCAUAUUUAACACAAGGUUGUUCGUCUGGAAUAGAUGGUCGGUGUUUAUUCAACGUAACACGCUUUGUUGAUGGUUCCAAAUUGAAUCUUGUUGGUUCCACGUGGUUUCAAGCAACAACUGAUGAAUACAUCCGGUAUACAUAUGUUAAUAGAGGACAGGAUCCGGACAGUGUAUGCAACAAUAUAAAUGGUUACGGUAAUCCAUGUCCCGUUGGUUCCACGGUUAUUAUCAAGUCUAGUAUGUUUUCCGUUCUUUUAUUGUGCAUACUGGCUUACAUUUCAUUCACUAAAUGAAUUUAACAAUGAAAACCACGGACCAAUAUAAUCCGGAAGUAAAAGAAAAAUACGUACCAGAAAUCUUCAAUUAUAUCAUGUUUGCAAAUUUACACAUUUCUAUCGUGCGCAAAUUCUUUGAAUAAUGAGAUAAUAUUGAAUAGAAAAUCAUUAUAAAUGCAAUAACUACUUACCAUUAAUGAAUUUAUCUUACAAGCCAUGAGGGCAACCAUGCUUGAUCGAUAAAUUCUACUUUAGGUUUGAAUUUAUUAUCAAAAUAAAUGACGGACAAAAAUCCGGUUUUUGUUCUUCAUUUUGUUUUUUCUUUUGAUCAUUUAAGUGUCACCAACUACUGUAUGUAUAAUUAUGUAAAUGUGCUCGUAGAAAUACUUUGUAAAAUUCAACUAAUACAAAAUAUAAAUGUAUGAUAUUUUUGCUAAUUAAAUCCCCUGGUUUCAUUAGCAAUUAACAACACAGGGAGGAACCUUUGCGUCAUUGUUGUUGCGCUAAGGGACAUUGUACACAACUAUUAGUGCAAUAAAUUAUUUGAAGUUGGUAAAAAUAUACAAACCAAUAUUAUCCGGAAAUAAAAUUUAGAUGACCUCUUGUUUGUAUAUAAAGGAUGUCUCUUGCAAUGGAACAAUUCAUCUACGCAUAGAAAGCUAAAAUUGUUAAAGAGAAACAUAUACUAUUUCUGAGAACUCUUUGAACACUUGUUGCUAUAUGUGUGCUAUGUGUCACCGUUAUCUUAUAUGUAUAAUUAAAAUGUUUGAUAUGUCAUUCA
Molecule: messenger RNA, 3923 nt
Organism: Mytilus californianus (California mussel)
Lineage: Eukaryota; Metazoa; Mollusca; Bivalvia; Mytilida; Mytilidae
Exons: 17
Coding region: 59-3160 (1033 amino acids)
Source: RefSeq, a predicted model, not a curated record